AUGGUAGAUACUGACGGCACAUUAGUGUCUGAAUACAAAAAAACAUUCGGUCGAAAUAUUCAUCAUGCCACUAGUGAUGACCAAAUUCGUAUGCGCACCGAUCAAUCUUUGUACGAUGAACUCGAGCAACGUGAUUUACUAAAACGUUCUCGAAUUUUUUCUGGCUUCGGCAUACAUUUAGUUCAAGAUGGUGAACUUGGUCUAGCCAUGUUUAAUUCAACUCCAAAAUUUCUUGCACCUGGUCGACAUACAUUUCUUUCUCCGUUCAAUCAUUUCCUUGGAACGGUUGAGAUUUCCAGUAAACUAAUCGCACUUGGCAAUAUACAAAUUGUAACAGUUUAUCAAGAUGAGAUUGGCCUAAGCCUUCGAAAUGGAGAAACCAUUCUGCUUGAUCCAGGCCGAUAUAUUUUGACAGCACCACACAUUUUCGAAAGGAGUACUCCAGCAAAUGCUCAGUAUAUUGAAUUGGAAGAUACUGAAUCAGGUCCAUUCGAGACUAAUUCACCCACAUUUCUUUUUGACAAAAACAAUGGAUUUCAAUCUGUUCAACUUCAAGUGCGAGAACUCGACGAACUAAAAGUUAAUACACGAGAUGGAGUUACAAUCACAGCUAAAGGUCUGAUUACAUAUCGUAUUCAUGAUCCAAGAGCAGCAUUUAUGACUGUACAAGAUAUUCAUGGAGCAGUAAAACGAGCAGCUGAAGCUACUCUCACUUCGCUUUUUCUCAAUGCGGCUAUCGAUGAAAUAGCUCCACCUGUACCACAAAAAGUAAACGACGAUCUUAUUCAAAUGAAACAUGACGAUGGAACUGAAAAUUUUAAUCAGCACAUUCGUGAUGCAUUUCUUCAUGAUUUUUCUCACAAAGUUAACAAAUGGGGUAUUGAAUUACAAGAUCUGAACAUUGAAAAGCUUGAAUUUGAUAAUAGUGUAAAAGAUCUACUAAGAAAACGUGCUCAAGCGCGUGUUGAAACAGCAACAAGUUUAGCUAAUAUGCGUUCUCAAACUAAUAUUGCUAUGCAGCAGGCUGAACGAGAAAAGAAGCAAGCACAAAUUCAAGCCGAAACCAACGCAUUCGUUAUUCGGACCAAAGCUGAUGCUGAUUUCUAUGCAGCUAAGCAACAUGCUGAGGCCGCUAAAUUAUUGCAAGAAGUACCAUUGUCAAGUCAACUUGAAUUGAAACGUCUUGAUGUUGAAAUGGUUAAAGCAACAGGUGAUCGAACAACAUUUAUGCCAAUGAACAUGCGUAUCGGUGAUAUAGGAAUGACAGACAAAGAAAGUGGAAAAAUGUAUUUUGCAUCAACCAGUGUCAGUCAACUAUGA
This is a messenger RNA of Rotaria sp. Silwood2, 1320 nucleotides long. Lineage: Eukaryota; Metazoa; Rotifera; Eurotatoria; Philodinida; Philodinidae. The record is from the annotation of a GenBank genome assembly.